Messenger RNA from Prunus armeniaca (apricot), 420 nucleotides. The record is from the annotation of a GenBank genome assembly. NCBI's taxonomy places the organism in Eukaryota, Viridiplantae, Streptophyta, Magnoliopsida, Rosales, Rosaceae.
AUGAAGCCUCAUAUCACCAAGUGUAAACUACCACAGUCGGUCACUGGCCUUGCUCUUAACUUCUUUCAGGCUGUGAGCCGGAAGGAAAUAAAACAAGAGCCUGCUGCCGGUGCCACAGAGUUCAAGCGUUUGCUACAUCUCUUGCACAUAUUUUUCUUCUGCAUGGAAAGUCAUAUCACUCAUGGCUGGAGUUUUCCUUCUCCUUCUCACUUCAUUGCGGACAUGCUAUACAAUUCAUCCUAUCGCCACCGAGUUUCGGACUACUUCUUCCAACAUUCAAAGAGAAAUACCACUUGGUGCUACGAGCUACUUGUGAGAUGGGGUUCCUUUGCUGUUGGGGAUGGACCAUCAUUUGAGUUUAAUAAGCGAUUGUUUCUUUUAAAAUGGGGUUCUGUUCUUGUCAACCAAAAAAAUAAAUAA